This is a messenger RNA of Cadophora gregata, 1867 nucleotides long. RefSeq lists its product as uncharacterized. The record is from RefSeq and is a predicted model, not a curated record. Bases 98 to 850 code for a protein of 250 amino acids. The transcript has 6 exons. Gene Ontology annotation, biological process: reciprocal meiotic recombination; meiotic DNA double-strand break formation; meiotic DNA double-strand break processing. Gene Ontology annotation, cellular component: nuclear chromosome. Gene Ontology annotation, molecular function: DNA binding; DNA topoisomerase type II (double strand cut, ATP-hydrolyzing) activity; ATP binding. NCBI's taxonomy places the organism in Eukaryota, Fungi, Ascomycota, Leotiomycetes, Helotiales, Ploettnerulaceae.
CUUCUCCAUCAUUUCCAUGAUUUCGCGACCUCACUAUUAGAAAGGACUGAGGGCAUUGAGUUUCACAUACAUAUAUUAUUUAACGAUCAUAUUGACCAUGGAUGUUGACUUCCUAUCGGAAUGCCUUCAAAACGGCCUCCCAUCGCAGGGGAAAGAAACUUUGCUCUCAAACUUACCUCACAGUGCACUUACCCAAGCAGAUGACUACGACCAGAAUAUUUCCAACAACGAGGUCCUUGUGACGAGAACUGUUAAUCCAAACUCCGCUGGCGCAGUUAUCUCCAAAAUUGAGGAUAUCUUCGAAGCAAUCGCGGAUUGCAUCUUAGCAGAAGGAAAGGAGCUUGUGAUCGAGCUCAAGAGCAGGUCCAAGUCCAAGACUCAAGUUGAAGCAGAUGCAAUGGAAGGUCCUAAGGGUAGAAUGAGGAGAAUAACUUUCCCCAGCAGGAAUCAGAAGGAAGCAUGGAAGUUCACUGCAUUACUUCGCAUCCUGGAACUAUCACACGAGGCGCUGGUCACUGGAGUCAUUACCACUAAAAGAGACAUUUAUUACCGAGACCCAGAACUGUUCAUGAAACAAGCAGUUGUAGAUCGUUAUGUCGAUGAUAUUGCCUACGCUUUUGGUGUCGGGAGAGACGCAUUGAACAUCGUAGCUGCCGCGAAGGGCUUGGUCGCUGGAUCGUUUCGCCUGACCAGAAAAGACAAGUCUGUCAUCGACUUCGCUCUCGAACCAGAGGGUAUCCUAGUUCCAAAUCCAAAUGACAUCGAGACCAUCCAAUUUCUUGAUGUCAGAUGGAUACUUGUUAUUGAGAAAGAAGUAUACUGUCUGUGGCAAUUUUCCAAACUCCUCUGACAUCACAGGCAACGUUCCGCACGCUAGCAACAAAUCAAUACUGGGCUGAUUCCCAAGCUGGCAAAGGGAUUCUCAUCACCGCAAAGGGGUACCCAGACAUCCAAACCCGGCAGUUCCUGCACCUCAUCUCAAUUCAUCAUCCUAAUAUCCUGGUCAACGCACUGGUAGACUUCGAUCCCGACGGUCUAGGUAUCAUGUCAACAUACAAGCAUGGUUCCCAGUCCCUUUCACAUGAACUGAACCUCGCUGUACCAUCCAUCCGAUGGCUUGGUGUGCGGAGUUGUGACUUUCUGGGUUGCGUUGGCAGAGGUGCUGCGAGAGGCUUGUUGACGCUUUCAGCUAGGGACAGAAGGAUUGCAUCGAAGAUGUUGGAGAGAGAUGAGAAUAUGAAUGAAGAGUGGAAGAGAGAAUUGCAAGUUAUGUUGAUGUUGAAUGUUAAAGCAGAGAUACAGAUCCUAGGAAACGGUGAGAAGUUAGGAGAGUGGCUUGACAGGAACUUAAUGGUUGGACGACGGCCGGUACUUUGAGAGACGGAGUCUCCUUUUCCUCGAAUAUUUGAAGCUGGGAUACACUCAUAAUAUUUGCGGGACUGAAGAAUAUUGCAAAAGCUGGGCAAAUGGCUACCAAGAAGUGUUAUAGAAGCUGAUCAGAAUAACUCAUUGAAUUGGUGGUCAAUGAUCAAGCUACCAAACUCCAAGACCUCCUUCUGCCACAUCUCCCCAAUUUCGUGCAAUCCAAACAUUCAAACAAUCGUUGUCUCAAUUUCUCAGCAAAAGUAAACAGAAGCAUCUAUUAUGAACCGAGAAAUACUUGAAGAUAUUAGAGCUCCCAAACAAAAGCAACUCCAGCCGAGGUCCACCCUUCAUCCCUGCUCGUCGCGAACUGCUUUCCCAAAUCGCGUCACUCUGAAAGCAUCAUUCUCUUCAUACAACUGCCUUCUCUCACCACUCUUCUCUCACCACUCUUCUCUCACCACUCUUCUCUCACCACUCUUCUCUCACCACUCUUCUCUCACCA